This is a messenger RNA of Pichia kudriavzevii, 459 nucleotides long. RefSeq lists its product as uncharacterized. Gene Ontology annotation, cellular component: cytoplasm. Gene Ontology annotation, molecular function: acid phosphatase activity; non-membrane spanning protein tyrosine phosphatase activity. NCBI's taxonomy places the organism in Eukaryota, Fungi, Ascomycota, Pichiomycetes, Pichiales, Pichiaceae. The record is from RefSeq and is a predicted model, not a curated record. The coding region runs from base 1 to 459 and encodes 152 amino acids. The transcript has a single exon. Gene Ontology annotation, biological process: protein dephosphorylation.
AUGAAGGUAGCAUUUGUUUGUCUUGGAAAUAUCUGUAGGUCCCCAAUGGCGGAGGCUGUUUUCCAACACAUAAUCAAUGAAAAGGGUUUAGGCGAUUCUGUUCAUGUUGAAUCCUUUGGUACUGCAAACUAUCACGUUGGUGAUAAACCAGAUUAUCGUACAAUUGCAACAUGCAAGAGACACGGUAUUCCAAUCAAUCACAGAGGCCAGCAAAUUAAACCAAAACAUUUCAAGGAGUUUGAUUUUAUUUUGUGUAUGGAUGAGUCGAAUCUAUAUAAUCUGAAAAGAAUUCAGCCAAAUGACAGUAAGGCUAAAGUUAUGUUGUUUGGUGAAUACUCUACAGAUGGCAAGUAUGAUAAAAUUGUGGAUGAUCCUUACUAUGGUGGUGAAGAUGGAUUCGAAGCUUGUUAUAACCAAUGUGUCCAUUUUACUGAGAAUUUUAUAAAGCAGGAACUGUAG